AUGUUCGUACAGGAUCACAUCAGUCUGUACGAGCAGUUCCUGAAUGAGGAGAACAGCCGCGUGGACCCGCAGCACUGGAAGUUCAUAAGCGAACAGGACGGUUGUCGUGCGUACAGCGAACGACGAGGAAAUGUCGAUGACGGCUCCGGUUCCAGUGGGGACGACGUGCCCCUACACGUGGAUACGCCGCGAUCCGAACUCCCUACGAUCCUGGUAACGGGUAUUGUACUAGGAGAUCAAGAAGACGCCAUCUAUGGGUACAUCUGUUCGACUCUGGACCAGAUGCGCAUCAAGACGUCGUACGUCAAUAACCAGCUUAUCGGAGCCCAUGUAUUGGCGACGAUCGUGCCGCCCACACCGGAAGAUCCGUUCCGUGCAGUGACCAUCAAGUGGAUGGAAAAAGGUCAACGAUUACAUGUCCGCGCAGUAGUUAAGAACAGAGAUUUCGUGUACAUGGAAGCCACCGGCGUCGAUUAUCUACGCAACGGCGAACGCGUAGGAUACCAGCUCCUCCACUCUGUCCAGUUCCUCGACACUCCGCCAUUGGAUGGAUACAUUCGCGGUAAUAUGUCCAUGUGUGCGUGUUAUCGUCAGAAAGACCCGUAUUCUACAAAAGUGUUCAUCAAGGGAUAUCUUAACCCUGCAGGGGGACUCAUGCGCUCUAUCGUCCUACACUCGGCCGCUACAGCUUUACUGUCUGUGUCUAAGAAUGUAUACUGCGCGCAAAUGAAGAAACUCGAGCCUCCCAAGCCAACGCUCAACUUAUUGGCCGGGAAAAGGCAAAGGCGGACGUGUAAGAUCUGCUUCCGGUACGUGUGUAAGUCGUGUCGUGAGACGCGCAAGCUCUGCUUCAUCCUGCCAGAUCAUCGACUGGCGGAGCAAGACGUGCACUUCUGCAAGCCGUGUCUGAGCGAUGCGCUGGUAACUAAGGCAAGAGGGAUUGCACGGGACGAGGUGAUAUCACGUAGCGAACUAUACGAAUGGAGCAAUACGUACGGCAGCUCUUCUGGCAAUGAAACCGUGCCGCUAGACGAACAUUAG
Phytophthora infestans T30-4 is the source of this 1041-nucleotide messenger RNA. RefSeq lists its product as uncharacterized. NCBI's taxonomy places the organism in Eukaryota, Oomycota, Peronosporomycetes, Peronosporales, Peronosporaceae. The transcript is spliced from 2 exons. Bases 1 to 1041 code for a protein of 346 amino acids. The record is from RefSeq and is a predicted model, not a curated record.